AUGGCGGACACACAGCCAGGACUGGUCUCACAAGCCAUGAAGCUCGUGUCUGACGUUGCCAACCGCCACCAUGUCCUCUCUAAGCUCGUCCCGCCCGCUCUCUUCCUUCUCGACGGCAUCCUCUGUGCCUUGAUCAUUUGGAAAGUGCCUUACACCGAGAUCGAUUGGAAAGCCUACAUGGAACAGGUGUCACAAUAUGUGUCGGGCGAGCGUGACUACACGCUCAUCAAGGGCGGCACCGGCCCGCUUGUCUACCCAGCAGCGCAUGUGUACACGUACACUGGUCUUUAUCACCUCACCGAUCAAGGGAAGGACAUAUUCAUGGCGCAGCAGCUCUUUGCGGUUCUCUACAUGGUCACUUUGGCUGUCGUGAUGGCAUGCUACUGGAAGGCAAAGGUUCCUCCAUAUGUCUUCCCUCUGCUUAUUGCCUCAAAGCGACUGCACAGUAUCUUUGUGCUGCGAUGUUUCAAUGACUGCUUUGCCGUCUUCUUCCUAUGGCUCGCAAUUUACUGCUUUCAGUAUAGGGCUUGGACCCUAGGCAGCAUUGCCUACAUAUGGGGCCUAGGCAUCAAGAUGUCUCUGCUUCUGGUUCUCCCCGCUGUAGGAGUCAUUCUGCUUCAAGGCAGAGGCUUCUCGGGCAGUCUGAAGUUGGCAGCAAUCAUGGUUCAGAUCCAAGUGGCCAUCGCCAAUCCAUUCCUCAGAGGGAAUGCUAGUGGUUACCUAUCACGGGCAUUUGAGCUGUCCAGGCAGUUCCUAUUCAAGUGGACAGUCAAUUGGCGCUUCGUUGGCGAAGAAGUAUUCCUCAGCCGCCCGUUCGCGCUGGGUCUUCUGGGUUUACAUGCAGCUGUCCUUGCUGGGUUCCUCGCCCAGAAGUGGCUCAAGCCUGCCCGAAAGCCCCUAUUCGCCAUCAUCUCACCUAUACUCCGGUUCCAGUCUCCCUUUUCACCCCAAGAAGAGCCAAUGGUUGCGUCCCAAAUCACACCGCAAUUCGUCACAACUACCAUGCUCUCAGCCAAUGUAAUUGGCCUUCUCUUCGCCCGGUCCCUGCACUACCAAUUCUAUUCUUAUCUCGCCUGGUCCACCCCGUACCUCCUGUGGCGCAGUGGUGCCCAUCCGGUCGUCCAGUACGUGCUGUGGGCAGCUCAAGAGUGGGCCUGGAACAUCUUCCCCAGCACACCAGCAAGUUCCGGUGUUGUAGUUGGUGUUUUGGCAAUCACGGUUGUGCUGUCUUGGGGUGGGGCCACGAAUGAUUUGGAGGCUGUUUCAGCAAAGCAGGUCUCGCCAGCAGACAAGGCAGCUUAG
Messenger RNA from Pseudomassariella vexata, 1302 nucleotides. Its product is annotated as Dolichyl-P-Man:Man(5)GlcNAc(2)-PP-dolichyl mannosyltransferase. The coding region runs from base 1 to 1302 and encodes 433 amino acids. Gene Ontology annotation, cellular component: endoplasmic reticulum. Gene Ontology annotation, molecular function: dol-P-Man:Man(5)GlcNAc(2)-PP-Dol alpha-1,3-mannosyltransferase activity. The record is from RefSeq and is a predicted model, not a curated record. NCBI's taxonomy places the organism in Eukaryota, Fungi, Ascomycota, Sordariomycetes, Amphisphaeriales, Pseudomassariaceae. The transcript is spliced from 3 exons.